AUCAACAAAUAAGUUAUUUUUUUAAUAACAAAAUACCGUCCCAUAUAGCUGAAUUCAGCCAAGCAGACGCACAUACAGCAGCAGCAUGCAGGCUUGGCUGUAGCAGUACAACAGCACUGUUAAUACCAAUGCAAUGUGUAUGUGCAUGUAGCCUGAGAGCUAGCAGGCUGCUGCUGAUUGGUCCGUGGACAGGCCUUCCUCUGGAGCAGCUGCAGUCAUCCUAUCAGACGGUCCUGAUGCUGAGUGUCUCUCUGAAGCUGCUGCCGCUGCUGCUGAUGGACGGCGCUCUGCAGUCUGCAUGGACUCUGUUUGGACACAUCAGACGGACGGAUGGAUGCUGACAUGAGAUAAGCUCGUCCUCCUCCUCUCCUCCUCUCCUCCUCUCUGUCUCCUCCGAGCUGCUGCAGCGCCGAGCACGCAGGAGCGACGCUGUCACCGACAAAACACCGGAAUACCGGGAUUUACCGUGUGAUUCAGAGCGAGCUGUGGGUUUACUUCUCUUUGCACAUCCAUAAGUCGAUCUGAUAAUGGUCCCGACGCUGCUCUCCAGAGGGGAUGUGAGCUGAGCCGCAGAGGAGCUGUCCGUCUGUCGAGGUGCUGAUGCGGCUGUGACAGAAGCUUGAGCAUGGCCGCCGGGAAGUUGCUGCUGUACGCCGGGCUCUCUCUGUCUCUCUGCGCCCUGGGCAUGCUGGCUGUGGCGAUGUGCUCCGACCACUGGUACGAGACCGACGCCAGGAGGUACAAGGAUCGGUGCAGAAGCAUCUCCAGCCGCCGCAAGGACCCGGGCUUCAUCUACAUCCCCAACAACAGCCUGCCGCUGCGGGCCAGCCGGAGCAGCCUGCCACUGAUGGCCAGCAGGAGCAGCCUGCCGCUGAUGGCCAGCCGGAGCAGCCUGCCGCUGAUGGCCAGCCGGAGCAGCCAGCCGCUGCCGGCCGGCCGAAGCAGCCUGCCGCUGCCGGCCGGCCGAAGCAGCCUGCCGCUGCUGGCCGGCCGGAGCAGCCUACCGCUGAUGGCCGGCCGGAGCAGCCUGCCGGCGCGCUGGGAGGAGAAGCUGCUGCUAGCCCGGAACCGGCGGCAGCUGUUCGCCAUGAGCGCCGCGGACGAGUGCAAGAGGCAGCACAACUCCACCAACACGGGGCUGUGGAGGAAGUGCCAUCGGCUGGGCUUCAACCAAGACGUCGAGGACCUCAUCCGGAAAGGUUCAAUUGCAAGAUGCUCCUACAUCAAGUAUCACUACUCCUCGGCUACGAUACCCAAAAGCCUCCCCUACAACAUCACCAAGACAAUAAGGCAGGACGAGUGGCACUCUCUCCACUUGCGGCGAAUGACGGCGGGUUUCAUGGGCAUGGCGGUGGCCAUCAUCCUCUUCGGCUGGGUCAUCGGCGUGCUCGGCUGCUGCUGGGACAGAGGCCUUAUGCAGUAUGUGGCUGGCCUCCUCUUCCUCAUGGGAGGAACCUUCUGCAUCAUCUCCCUCUGCACCUGCGUUGCCGGCAUCAACUUCGAGCUCUCCCGUUACCCGCGGAACCAGUUCAGCCUGCCGGACGACAUCGGCCACGGCUACGGCUGGUCCAUGUUCUGCGCCUGGGGGGGCCUCGGCCUCACCCUCAUCGCCGGCUUCUUCUGCACCCUGGCUCCCUCCGUCCAGCCGAUACCCCGAUCCACCUGCCCCAAGUCCCGACAGGAGAACGGCACCGUCUGCUAGAGCAGCCGGCAGCCGUCAGACCACCGGAGGAACCGAACAGAUAACAUGACAACAAACAAACAGACAAACAGAACAAACUGUUCCACGUCUUCAUCCGUCCGCUCAUCUCCAGUCUCUCCUGAAUACUGAUUUCUUUUUUUAUUUGUGUGUGUGUAUGUGUGUGCGUGUGUCUUGAUGAUCUGCUAUCUUGAAAAUAACAGAAAAAAACUGAAGAAAUAUUAUCGGAAAUUUGGAGUUGUGCUUGUUUUGUUGUGGAGCAGAAGCUGAAAUGGACCGAGACAGGUUCUGAAGGAAAUCCACGGAGACACUGAAAGACUGCAGUUUGGAUUGAUUCUAGCAGGAGAGGAGCUCUGAAGCUCUAACGGUGAUGGACUACGGUGGGAACUGCUUCUAUUAACGGCUCUACUGUGAGCGUGGAGAACUCAACGAAUCAGCAGUAUUGGAUCGUUAUGAUCACGUUUCUCUCGGACUCGGCCUCACGGAGCCUCCUGUGGGAUAAUUCACAUAAAGAGAACGGACCAGACGUGACGCCGUGUGACUCGCCGGGCUUGGAUCAUGUUCAGUGGCCCGUCUGUUAAACUUUCAGUAUUCCAGCUUCUGAGGUCCCAGCGAGGAGAUCCAGGAACCUCCAUUGUUGUACAUUAUUGUACAGAAUAUUCCAGAGAAGUGACGACCAGGAACCGUCACGCGUUGGACCAUUUUCAUUCUGGUGUAGGUGCAUUUCAUUCUGAUGUCUGAUGAUGAUCCCGUCUGCCAUUUAGCGUUUUAUACAUGCAUUCCUCUUUUAUUCCUUUUUACUGAGCCCUUCAUGUUGUGAACGAGCUGUCGACUGACUUCAGAGCAAAUGUUUGAUUUCUUUUCCAUUCUAGUCAUAUAGAGGUAAAUGUGUGUAUGACUGUGUGUGUGUAUGUGUGUGUG
Sebastes umbrosus (honeycomb rockfish) is the source of this 2620-nucleotide messenger RNA. It is a transcript of the gene tmem178bb, whose product is annotated as transmembrane protein 178B. Gene Ontology annotation, cellular component: membrane. NCBI's taxonomy places the organism in Eukaryota, Metazoa, Chordata, Actinopteri, Perciformes, Sebastidae. The transcript has 5 exons. The coding region runs from base 626 to 1702 and encodes 358 amino acids. The record is from RefSeq and is a predicted model, not a curated record.